This is a messenger RNA of Fimicolochytrium jonesii, 2107 nucleotides long. RefSeq lists its product as uncharacterized. The transcript has 4 exons. The coding region runs from base 212 to 1891 and encodes 559 amino acids. NCBI's taxonomy places the organism in Eukaryota, Fungi, Chytridiomycota, Chytridiomycetes, Spizellomycetales, Powellomycetaceae. The record is from RefSeq and is a predicted model, not a curated record.
UUCGCCAUAAAGGUCGCGGCCAUUUUCGGACAUCGAAGACGCGGCCAUGUCCGUGUGGUCCGUGUCCAGGUCGUUUUUAGUCGCUCAGCAGUGGAAUCUCCCUCGAACCUCCCCCCACACGAAGGCCCGCCAGGAACAAGCACCUUGUCUUUUCGCACGUGCCCAUAUACCAAGCACUGCAGAGCGUUGAACAGCUUCCAAAUCAUCCGCUAUGAGCUCAGGUCCAUCCGGUGCCCCUGCAGCGGGCCCCGGAGACGAAUUCGACAACCUCACCCGAGCGCAGCUCAUAAGUCUGAUGACCGACCUUGGUUUGUCUGGGAAGAACAAGAAGACGGCGGUGAUCCGCGAUACUUUAAGGGCCCAUGCCAUGGUAAAGGCCAACCAGCGCGAACGAGAAGAAAAACAGACCAAUAACCCAGCCGGGGUUGAUACCGAACUUCAGCCAAACGACCAACAGACAGCUGAGGAAGCCACUCCCGGGGACGCUUUCCCAGGAUAUCCCAGCCCUUCCGAAAAGCGUCCUGCUGGGCUCGACGUGGCCGUGGGACAGCGACGGAGUCGGCGGGGGCGUGCGGUCGUAAAUGAUGGCGUGGGGAUGGAAAGUAGUGAAGGGGCGGGUGGGAAGGAAGUGGAUGGGCUGGUUGAUGGGGUUAUUGCUGCGGCGCCUGAGGCGGAGGCGGUGGAUGUGACUGCCCAGAUGGAGGGUUUCGAGACAGACGCUGCUGGGCAGCUGCAGGAGCCGGUUGCGCAAAAGGUGGGGACAGAUACGGAGUCGCAUGACCACAGCAACCUGCUUUCCGACUCGUCGAACCAUAUCAAACUCCACUUUGCGAAGGACGGACAGAAAUCCAUAGCUGCGCAUGAGGAACCUGCUGCAGCCGAGGUCGAGGCGACGUCGGCGCAUGCGGACGCGUCAGUCGAGAAGAUGAUGGAGGAGAUCGGGCCGGGGGAUUAUAUGGCGAGUGAUGCACAGGAGGACGGGUCUGCCUCGUCGAGAACUAUGUCGCCGAGGAAUUCUAGGUCGGAGACCUCGGAAGAGAAGGAUUCGCAAGCGGGAUCCCAGACGGAGGGGGCGACACCGUCUGCGCAGGACGCCGCGGUGCCCAGCGUGGCGGACUUCCUGAAGAAGCAGGAUAUGGACGCGUUCCAAACGGUGUUUGAGAAGGAGGAGUUGAUGGAUUGGGCUGUUGUGAGGGCUGUGGGUGUUGAGACUUUGCGCGCGUUGGGGAUGACCGCUGGCGCUGCUAUUCGAUUUGUCUUGGCUGUUAAAGAACUGUCCGCAGACACCGCAGCACCCGAGGAAGUCAACCUCACGAUCCCCGUCACCAGCAUUCAGUCUCUGCUAGAGGAGCUGAAAUCGCUCAACGUCAGCAGCACCAACAAAACCAAAACGAACCUCCCGCAGCGCCGCGCCAAAACAGCUCCCCCGACAACAACGACACACCGCCGCACGCACACCGCCUCGACCACCACCAGUGACACCAACGCGAUCGCCCCCAUCGCCCCCGCAGCAGAACCCAUGAACCUCUCAAAACCCGACCCAUACAAACGCCUCCACUCCGCAAUCUCAGCCUUGACACCCAAACGCGGCAGCGUCGCCCCCCCAAUCACAACAACAACAACAAACGCGCCCCCGGUCCGAACAACCAACGCCUCCCGUCUCCGCGCCCAACGUCUGCUCAACAACUCCGUUCCCGACUCGGGCUUUCUGGGUAGCGGCAAGGUCGGGGAGGCGGCGGCGGGAGUGGCGGGUGUUGCGCCGGCGGGAGGAGUGACUGGGAGAGGGAGAUUGGCGCCUGCACCUGUGAAUAGGUACUUUGCGCCUGGGACGCCUGCGGCGAACGGGAAGAAGGGGAGGCAGGUUACGGUGGGAGUUACGAAGCGGGGAUAGGGUGGAGUAGAGUGUUGGUUGGGUUGUUUCUGAACGAUCAUGGUUUGUGUGGUUAUGUACGCGAAGGCGGCGAGAUGGGUUGCCGGGCGAUUAGUAAAAGAUGUUUCGACUAUUCUUGAAUACGGGAUGGAGGAUUUGUGUCAUAUGUAUUUCCUUGUGCUAUUUUCAGAAUUAUAUCCCAAUUCAUCCUCUAUCGUAGUUUCUGCAUCCUGAACA